Messenger RNA from Cygnus olor (mute swan), 7984 nucleotides. It is a transcript of the gene PCDH7, whose product is annotated as protocadherin 7. The record is from RefSeq and is a predicted model, not a curated record. Lineage: Eukaryota; Metazoa; Chordata; Aves; Anseriformes; Anatidae. The coding region runs from base 3005 to 6865 and encodes 1286 amino acids. Gene Ontology annotation, cellular component: plasma membrane. Gene Ontology annotation, molecular function: calcium ion binding. The transcript has 5 exons. Gene Ontology annotation, biological process: homophilic cell-cell adhesion.
AUAAAGCCGAGUGUCUUCAGCAGUUGCGGGGGAGGGUUUUUGCGUCCUGGCGAGGCGGGGAGAGCGGUCGAAGCCUUGCAGCCCUCCGGAGCGGGGAGCAGUCACUCCCGCUUCCGAGCAGACUCCACGCAGCGUGGCUCUGCCCCUCUGUGCCUCUGGACUCCCCAGAGAAAGAGGUGGCAACCUUCCCUCCCUCCCACAUUCACUCGCCGCCCCGAAUGACAAAGACAAGCUGUGACCAUUGCUUUGAACCACCUCGGUAUCCGGCCGCUUUUGCUCAGAUGUCACCGGGAUGAAAGAAAGACAAUUCAUUAUACUCGCCUGCCUGCAUGCGUCUUUAUUCAGAAUGACCGUUUAAUGCAAGGAAUACGCGCACCCACAGAUCUCGCAGCAACUUGUUUUCCCACAGGGGGAGAGAGCAGCUGGAUUCGUGCCGCCCCCCUCCCCGCUGCGCACACACGCACACGCCGGGUCGCUUUCCACGGGCUGCCCUGAGCUCGCCCCCAGGUCCCCCCUCUCCCUCCAGCCUGCCGGGUUCCCCCCCUUUUUUCCCUCUGAGAACCCACCGGAGAGGACAGACACAGGAGCCAGGCACCACCCGCAGCGCAGGGGCAGGGGCACGCAAAUGCCAGAGGCGAUUAAAUGGCACAAAGUCAAAAGGAGAGGCGAACUAGGGACACUAGGACAGACAAAGUUGAACGGAGAGCUUAACGUUAAAGUUUAUUUCCCACUUACCCAGGAAACCCACAAGCACGCUGAAAAGGCACAUUCAAAUCAUGGAAAUAGGAAGUGCAUGAAAACAAAGCCCAAAAGGCUCAAACAGCACUGGGAAACAGGACGAAAGUCUGAGAUCUAAGGCAGCCCCCCUUCCUCCCUGGAGUUUUAUGCCGUUCCGGUGACUGCAGCUAUUUCACAAAAGCACUGACACGACAGGGGAAGGUGGGAAUCUGUGCGAAAUGAGUUUUCUUACCAGCGUGAUUCCACAAAAUGCAGAGCCCCGAGCGUGCACCAGCUCUGCCUAAGAGAAAGGCGAAUAAACAUUUGCUUAAAAAAUCGUUGCUCGGUUCACAGUCUACAGCGGAGGUGGGGAGGGAACGGGUAGGAGAGAAUCACUAUAGAUCACGGGUUAGAGACAGCAACAGCAGCAACGCUCGGGCGUGUAAUGAGGAUCGGUUCUGAGGACAGAACUGGUGUUUUGUGAUGAGCAGCUAUCCCACUUGCAGCACUAGCAGCAGCAGAGACAGAGGGUAAGGCUGGGCUUUCUGGAGUGCAGCGCUUGACUCGUCCUCCUCCUCCUCCCUCCUCCUCCUCCUCCCUCCCUCUCUCACUCUCGCUCUCUCUCUCCCUCUCUCUUUCUGUGUGUAUGUAGCGCAGGCGGCUGUACUGCUGCAGCGUCAGGGAAGAGCUACCGAGAGAGGCUUCAGCAGCUCCCACCACUUUGGGCAAACUUGCCGGUUUACUGCUUUUUUUUUCUUUUUUUUUUUUUUUUUUUCUUCCGAGUGGGAAGCUUCUCAGUUGCCAUUCAACAUUUUAAAGCACAAGCCGCUCUGCCGUGAAAGCGCCUGAGCCACACUUCUCUGAAAGACACAGGAGGGAAUACACAAUUGCAGAUUUCACCCACCGUGGCGGUGCAGAUCACAGGAAACAACUGACUGAUACAAUUUUAUUUGCAAAUAGAACUCCGUGGGUUUUUUUUGUUGCUUUUUUUUUUUUUUUUUUUUUUUUUUAAAUCGCGCCGCGGCUCUUUUCCCCUCCCCUUUGCCAUUCCGCUUAUAUGGAUGUAAUUCAGAAUCUGUGUUAAUUCACGUGGGGGAUCCAGUUACAUCUUGUUCCGCUCCGGGUGUAUUAACGAGAGACCAAUAAUCGCCUUUGGACACAUAGUUUUGUUGCUAACCUUUGAACUGAAAGGAUCAAGUUCAGAUCUGGUUACCUGCAUUGGGACGGGAAGGAAGAGGAGAGAGAGAGAGAGGGAGAGGGAGAGAGAGACUGCAAUCUCAUUUGUGAAUCGCUCUCAGUGCUGCAGAUCCAGAUUGCUAUAACACAUGCAGUGCAAAUGCAGGUAAGGCACACACACAAACUGCGGAUGCAAAAACAAACUUGGGACUGUUGUGUGUGUAUGUUCAUAUCUACAGCCUUGCAAAUUCCGGGCAAAAGGCUUCUGCAGUUUCUGUAUCGUUGCUUUGUGACUAAUGACCUUGCGCAGAGUUGUUAAAAAAAAUCCUCUCCGGAGAAAGAGCUGAACAUUUCAGGCGAUCUCUGAAGAUGGAUUUGGGUGCUUUUCUGCCAGCCAAAGGGGAUAUUUUAUGGACUGCUCUGUAAUACACGGGGUUCUUCUCCUACCAAUUGUGCAGCUACCGACAUUAUUGGGAUUUUUUUUCUUUGCCUUUUAAAUUAUUAUAUAUUUUUAAAGAACUGCCCGUUGCUAAAAGGAUUUGGAGUUUUCCCGGACACAAGCCCUUUGAAUAAAGCAAAUCACAUUUUUUUUACUGUGUGUGCAGAGAGGGGAAAGAAUAAAGCUAAUGCAUUGGUCGUAAACGGCUGAGAGAGAGAGAGAGAGAGAGAGAGGAGAGAGAGAGAGUGUGUGAAUUGUAGUUAACUCUAGUGUCGAAGAAGACGACCUGGGGGGCUUCAAAUCGCACAGUGCUGCUCCUGCUUUUAUUGCAAACCUUGCAAAGUGAUUACAGUAAAAUCAGAGAGGAGGAGGAGGAGAAGGGGGAGGAGGAGGAAAAUCCCAUCCUAUCUGCCGAGAUGAAUCUUUAAAAAGCAAAAUACACUGUCCCGUGAACUGUAAGUAUAUCGCAACUGGAAGGCAGGGAGAGCAGCAGAGGAGCCAACAGCAGGCUUUUGGCCACCGAUUGCACCAGCCAUGAGACAAUAAGUUUCCAGAAGCAGAAGGAUUUUAUAACUGAUCACCUCGGACGCUCAGCUGUUCUGUUGGCUUACCAGGGGAGUUUACUGGGGGGCGGGUGGGAGUGAGAGGAGGGGGGUUUUCAGUGCGAAGAAGAUGAGGAAAAUGCGGACUCUCCUUGGCUUUGUGCAUUGCUGCUGCUGCUGCUUCUUGCUCCUCCUGCCUCCGCCGCUCUGGGUCAGCCUGGCAGCGGCCAAGCAGCUCCUGAGGUACCGGCUGGCCGAGGAGGGACCCGCCGACAUCCGCAUCGGCAACGUGGCUGCCGACCUGGGGAUCGUGACGGGCUCCGGAGAGGUGACAUUCAGCCUGGAAUCGGGCUCCGACUACCUCAAGAUCGAUAACAUGACCGGGGAGCUGAGCACCACGGAGCGGCGCAUCGACCGUGAGAAGCUGCCGCAGUGCCAGAUGAUCUUCGACGAGAAUGAGUGCUUCCUGGACUUCGAGGUGUCGGUCAUCGGCCCCUCGCAGAGCUGGGUGGACCUCUUCGAGGGCCGGGUCAUCAUCCUGGACAUCAACGACAACACCCCCACCUUCCCUUCCCCUGUCCUCACGCUCACCGUGGAGGAGAACCGGCCCGUGGGGACCCUCUACCUGCUCCCCACCGCCACCGACAGGGACUUCGGCCGCAAUGGCAUCGAGCGCUACGAGCUGCUGCAGGAGCCCGGCGGGGACGGGGGACGGCGCGGCGGCGGUGGCGGUGGUGGCGGCGGCGGGGGCGGCGGCGGGGGGGGGUCGGUGCCCACCGGCUCGGAGAGCGCCCUCUACCCCGGCGGCAGCAAGCGGAGGCAGGAGGCGGAUGCAGCGGCUCGCAGCAGCGUGUUCGAGCUGCAGGUGGCCGACACCCUGGACGGGGAGAAGCAGCCGCAGCUGAUCGUCAAGGGGGCGCUGGACCGCGAGCAGCGGGACUCCUACGAGCUGAGCCUCCGCGUGCGGGACGGCGGCGACCCGGCGCGCUCGUCGCAGGCCAUCCUGCGGGUGCUGAUCACCGACGUGAACGACAACAGCCCCCGCUUCGAGAAGAGCGUCUAUGAGGCGGACCUGGCCGAGAACAGCAGCCCCGGUACCCCCAUCCUGCAGCUGCGAGCCGCCGACCUGGACGUGGGGGUGAACGGGCAGAUUGAGUAUGUCUUCGGGGCGGCCACCGAGUCCGUGAGGCGCCUGCUGCGGCUGGACGAGACCUCGGGCUGGCUCAGCGUCUUGCACCGCAUCGACCGGGAAGAGGUGAACCAGCUUCGCUUCACCGUGAUGGCCCGAGACCGCGGGCAGCCCCCCAAGACUGACAAGGCCACGGUGGUCCUGAACAUCCGCGACGAGAACGACAACGUGCCCACCAUCGACAUCCGGAAAAUCGGGCGCAUCCCGCUGCGGGACGGGGUGGCCAGCGUGGCAGAGGACGUCCUGGUAGACACUCCCAUCGCCCUGGUGCAGGUGUCGGACCGGGACCAGGGUGAAAACGGCGUGGUGACCUGCACCGUGGUGGGCGACGUGCCCUUCCAGCUCAAGCCGGCCAGCGAGGGCGAAGGGGAGCCGCAGAACAAGCGCAAGUAUUUCCUCCACACUUCGGCCCCACUGGACUACGAGGCGGUCCGCGACUACAACGUGGUGAUCGUGGCCGUGGACUCGGGCAGCCCCAGCUUGUCCAGCAACAACUCUUUGCUGGUGCGGGUCGCCGACACCAACGACAACCCUCCCGUGUUCGGCCAGGCCGUGCUGGAGGUCUCCUUCCCGGAGAACAACCUGCCCGGCGAGAGGGUGGCCACGGUGGUGGCCACGGACGCGGACAGCGGUAAGAACGCCGAGCUCACCUACUCCCUGGAGCCCUCGCCCCUCUCCUCGGAGACGCCGGGCGGCAUCUUCAGCAUCGACCCUGACUCCGGGGACGUGUCGGUGCAGGCGGUGCUGGACCGCGAGCAGCGCGACACCUACGAGUUCCAGGUGACGGCCCGGGACAAGGGGGUGCCGUCACUGCAGGGCUCCACCACGGUGGUGGUGCGGGUGGCGGACCGCAACGACAACGAGCCGCGCUUCAUGCAGGACGUGUUCACUUUCUACGUGAAGGAGAACCUGCAGCCCAACAGCCCCGUGGGCAUGGUGACCGUGAUGGACUUCGACAAGGGGCGCAACGCUGAACUCAGCCUUUCCAUCCAGCCCGGCGAGCACGACCAGGCGGCCGGCAUCUUCUCCAUCGAGAACGACACGGGAACCAUCUACUCCACCGUCUCCUUCGACCGGGAGCAGCAGACCAGCUACACCUUCAAAGUGAAGGCGGUGGAUGGGGGCGAGCCGCCGCGCUCGGCCACCGCUACCGUGUCCCUCUUCGUGAUGGACGAGAACGACAACGCGCCCGCCGUCACCUUCCCCAGCAACAGCUCCUACACUGUGCUGCCGCCCUCCAGUAACAUGCGCACCGUGGUGGCCACCGUGGUGGCCACCGACGCCGACACCGGCCUCAACGCCGACCUCAACUACAGCAUCGUCGGGGGCAACCCCUUCAAGCUCUUCGAGAUCGACCCGGCCAGCGGCGUGGUGUCGCUGGUGGGCAAGCUGGCCCCCAAGCACUAUGGCCUGCACCGCCUCGUGGUGCAGGUGAACGACAGCGGGCAGCCGCCCCAGUCCACCACCGCCCUGCUCCACGUCUUCGUCAACGAGAGCCUGUCCAACGCCACCGUGGUGGAGAGCCAGGUGGCCCGCAGCCUCCACACGCCUCUGGCCCAGGACAUCGCCGGCGACCCCAGCUACGAGCUGAGCAAGCAGCGGCUUAGCAUUGUCAUCGGCGUGGUGGCCGGCAUCAUGACCGUCAUCCUCCUCAUCCUGGUGGUGGUCAUGGCCCGCUACUGCCGCUCCAAGGGCAAGCACGGCUACGAGGCCGGCAAGAAGGACCACGAGGACUUCUUCACCCCGCAGCAGCACGACAAGGCCAAGAAGCCCAAGAAGGACAAGAAAGGCAAGAAGGGCAAGCAGCCCCUCUACAGCAGCAUCGUCACCGUCGAAGCCUCCAAGCCCAACGGGCAGCGCUACGACAGCGUCAACGAGAAGCUCUCGGACAGCCCCGGUAUGGGGCGCUACCGCUCGGUCAACGGGGGCCCGGGCAGCCCCGACCUGGCCAGGCACUACAAGUCCAGCUCGCCGCUGCCCACCGUCCAGCUGCACCCCCAGUCCCCCACCGCCGGCAAAAAGCAUCAGGCCGUGCAGGACCUGCCCCCGGCCAACACCUUCGUGGGCGCCGGCGACAACAUCUCCAUCGGGUCGGACCACUGCUCCGAGUACAGCUGCCAGGCCAGCAGCAAGUACGGCAAGCAGGUGGAUACAAUGCAGACUACGCAGCACCCUGGCCACAUUGAGGAAUCAUGUAAAAUGAAUCCAUUUCGUAGAGUGACGUUUUCUGUUGUGAGUCAGCCUCAGGACCCACAUCAAGGGUCAUUGCAGAGUUGCUAUGACAGCGGUCUGGAGGAGUCAGAAACACCAAGCAGUAAGAGUUCAUCAGGGCCAAGACUGGGUGCCCUUCCACUCCCAGAGGACAACUACGAAAGGACUACGCCGGAUGGCAGUGUUGGUGAGGCAGAGCAUAUGGAAAAUGAUUCAAGGCCUCUGCCAGAUGUAGCCCUGACAGGGAAGUGUACCCGAGAAUGUGAUGAAUAUGGCCACUCGGACUCCUGCUGGAUGCCAGUUCGCACUUCUCCUGAAAGGAAGCAGAAGAGCCAGCCAAAACUCUCCACUUUCAUGCCUGUUGAUGAACGGGGCAGUCAGGAAAAGCUGGCCAAUGGAGAAGCUUCCCUCAUGGGUGAUCGCAACAGAAACCUCCUUAACAAAAAGUUGACCUCAUCUUAUGAGACCUUCAGCGCGGCUAGUUUCAGCAAAAAAGAAGAAGGCAAUCCAGAGGAUAUCCCCCUUACACAGACAGGGGAAUACAAGCCAUCUCCUGUCAAUACUCUAACUAGAAGAGAAGUUUACCUGUAGGCUAAAAAGCAGCAACAAAAUUCUUUCAUGUUAUAGGAAAGAAAAAGGGGUAAAAGUCCUAAAAGCAAAACAAUUUUAACAAAAAAUAAGAAACAAAAAGAGGAGGCCACCAAAGAGACAAAAGCUCUGCCUGCCACUUCUGCCUCCAUAGCAGGCAUUUAAUUAUACUGUCUGCCUGACUAUACUGUACAAUGUAGAAAAUGUUGUUACUUGCAUGUCUAAUCCCCCCCCACCGAUUUUUAUUUUCCUAAAUCUAUGGUGCAAAUUCCUCCCAUAGUAAUGAGCUUGAUUAAAAAGAACACAACACAACGUUGUUUCCCCUCUGCAGAAGCAUGAGUUAAGCCACUCGUUUUGUUUGAUUGUCAUCUGGCUUGUUAAGGGUAACAGGUCAGGGAAAAUGUAUUCAAAACAUAUCAUCUGAAUAUUGCUGAUCCCCACCAGGGACAAUCCUUCAGAAACCAUGCAGAUAUAGAGAUAAAUACAAAAGAAUAAUCAUUAAUAGGCACUUUGUGAAGACCACAGCUUUAAUAUUCUCACCUCUCAUCUGAGGCUGGAAGCAACAGAGAUAUGUUCAGCCUGAGACUGCAGUCCAAAACAAGGCAUACUUUCCUAUGAAUCAUGAACUCUGGUUCUGUUUUAUCCAUAGAACAAAUGUGUUCUUGCUGUGUCUCUUUCUCUCCUCCUCUCUCGUUCUCUGUAAUGAUUACUUCAAUGUAAACGCAAUUAGUAACACAUAUACUGUAGCAUAGUAAUGAUAAACUCUUUAAUUAAUUAUUUUGGACAAGACUAACAUCUAGCUGGGAAGAUAGUAAUAACAAAAAGGCCAAAGAUCACACUAUGGAUCAGGGGAACUGCUAAGUAUUGGGGCUUGGCAUAGAAAACUAAUAUACUCACAAAUAAGACGUACUCAUAACACACCUUCAGUUACAAUUUUCACGGCAGCACAAUCCACAAGCCCAGCUGACAUAAUAUUUUUUCCAAUGUGGUUCAGUUGAAUGCCCAAAGGAACUGAUUUUUAAAAUUUUCUUUUCUUUUUUUUUUUUUUUUUUAAAUGAUGCAAUAUGUUGCAGCAAGUGCUGUAUGAUACUGCCAGUUCCAGGGAAUUUUUAAGAUCAUAAU